This is a messenger RNA of Rhopilema esculentum, 1348 nucleotides long. RefSeq names its product zinc finger matrin-type protein 2. Gene Ontology annotation, biological process: mRNA splicing, via spliceosome. Gene Ontology annotation, molecular function: zinc ion binding; nucleic acid binding. Gene Ontology annotation, cellular component: spliceosomal complex; U4/U6 x U5 tri-snRNP complex. The record is from RefSeq and is a predicted model, not a curated record. Lineage: Eukaryota; Metazoa; Cnidaria; Scyphozoa; Rhizostomeae; Rhizostomatidae.
UGAUAACAAGAAAGAUAGAAGGUAAACGUAGCAGAGAAAAUCCAAGAUAAACGUACAUCAGGAGCAUGAGCAUAAGUGCUGGUUUUGGUGAUGUCGAGCUAUUGCUGGCCACAAAGAACAGAACUGUGUGGAAAACCGUGGUUGCCAACGUCCGUAUCGGAUAGGGUACCCACAGAGUGAUUGAACGUUUCUCUUACAAUGAUUCUUUGCUCCAAGAUGUGUUUCAAUCUUAAGGUAAAGGAAUUUCGCCUUUUUCAAGACCCAUUUUGAGUGGGCUGAUGACACUGCAAGGCGCAAGAGAGCAACACUUUCGUGUAUACACGUAUUUUUUAAACUUCCGAGUUACAAUUUGAACCCCCCACCAGAAGGUUUACACCAGAGGUUGAGCGAAAACGAGAUUUUUCAUGAAGGAAGCCUGGACAGGAAGACAGGACACAAGAAUAUUCUAUCUGGCCUAAGUGACAAAGCGGUGUUUUGCUCAAGAAUUGGGCUGAAAUCUUAUUAAGAUUGUCAAAAUAUACAAUAAUAUCAUGUCUAGUGGCAGUUCUAAAAAUCCUGAAGGGAAGGUAGACAAUUAUAGACGAACAUGGGAUAAAGAAGAGUUUGAAAAGAAGGCGAAAGAACGUCUGCAAGAGGAGACAGGUGAAGAUGGCCUGUCCGCCGACGAAAGUGAUCAUCCAGUCAAAAGGGAAUUGUUACAAGCAAGAAGCUAUGCAGUUGAUUUAGAUUCAAAGCUCGGAAAGAAUACAAUCAUAACAAAAACAACACCGCUUUCAGAAGUUGGUGGCUAUUACUGCAAUGUUUGUGACUGUGUUGUCAAAGACUCAAUAAAUUUCUUAGACCAUAUUAAUGGCAGAAAGCAUCAAAGAAACUUGGGAAUGUCUAUGAGGGUUGAGAGAUCAAGUCUUGAUCAGGUAAAGAAAAGAUUUGAAAGUAAUAAAAGAAAGAAAGAAGAAGAGAAGAAAAAACAAGAUUAUGAUUUUGAAUCCAGGGUUAAAGAACUCAGAGAAGAGGAAGAGAGAGUAAAACAAAAAAGGAAAGAUAACAGAAAAGAAAGGAAGAGGAAAGCAGAAGAUACACAGGAGGAGUAUUUGGACAAUGAUGUGGCAGCGUUGAUGGGGUUUGGUGGUUUUGGGUCAAGUAAGAAAUAGGACCUAUUCAGAACAUUUAGGAAGUUAUUAAAGAACUAAAGGAACCCAAACUGAUCCUGGUUUCCGUUUACUUGUAAAAUGAAGCUUCAUAAUGUUACUAGGUUAUGUUUUGAAGCUAUAAAAAGUCACAGUUUUCUUUCCAGUUUCCAAUAAAGUACUUAAUAUUUAGAUUUUGAUGAUACUAUCUUUUGAUGAAA